AUGUCGCACCCCACGCCGUCGUCGACCGUGGCCGCGCCCUGGAAAGGGACGUUUCAAGAACACCUCGACCGAGCUGGCGGCGCGGGCGUCGAGUUCACGCUCGCCACCGUCACCGAGUCCGGGCUGCCGCGGGCGCGUACCUGCAUCUUCCGCGGCUUCUGGGCCGCGUUGCCGGAGAACGAGUACAACCAGCUCCCCAAGAACCCACCGGUCUACGAGUCCGACUGUCCGACCUUCACCACGGACGCGCGCAUGCACAAGACCUACGAGCUGUUCGCCACCGGCCGCGGCAAGGGGGACCUGGCGCAGUCGCGCUCCGGGUCCGGCGGCGGGGCGCCCGUCGAGGCCGUCUACUGGGUCAAAGACACCAAGACGCAGUGGCGCAUCCGGGGCAGAUGCUGGCUCGUCGCCGCCGACGACGUCGAGGGCGGCACAGACGCGGCCCAGAAUUCCGGCACCGUGUCAGUCAAGGCCGAGGUCGGACGGUACAUGCGUUUUCGUGGUGAGGAGGGAUCGGAGCAAAGGAAGAGUGACUGGUCCUGGCGACGGGAGGUGGAGAACUACUUCGAGAACCUGUCGCCCAUCAUGAGGGGCUCGUUCAAGAAUCCGCCGCCUGGAAAGCCCUUGUCGGACGGGAGAGAUGAACAGGCCGGCGAGGCGUUGGGUCAGAAGGCGGGACACCUCUCUGAGGAGCCUUUGGCGAGAAAGAACUUCCGCGUCGCCAUCAUCACGCCCGAGCAGGUCGAGGCCGUCGACUUGACCGAUCCGACUAAGGCGACAAGGCAGAUCUGGACUCUGGCUGAGGAGGCAGGUGGCCCUGGUGGACCCCAGCCGAGUCAUUCAAUAGGGAAGUGGAACAGGAUUGAAACGUGGCCGUGA
Messenger RNA from Fonsecaea erecta, 879 nucleotides. RefSeq lists its product as hypothetical. The record is from RefSeq and is a predicted model, not a curated record. Gene Ontology annotation, molecular function: FMN binding. Lineage: Eukaryota; Fungi; Ascomycota; Eurotiomycetes; Chaetothyriales; Herpotrichiellaceae. Bases 1 to 879 code for a protein of 292 amino acids. The transcript has a single exon.